GAGAAAGUGCUUAAAUGGACAGGUGACAACAGCACCUGAACAGACCACAGUACAGCUUACUCAGCGAGCAGAAGCAUAACCAAUGGGAGACUUGACUCUUAAGUAUGUUAACCUGGAGCAGAAGGAGAACCAGCGUAGCCACCACACGGAGGACUUUGUGUCCGACAGCCUAGUGGUGCGCAGGGGCCAGCCCUUCAAGCUCAGCCUGCAGCUGGGGGACGCAGCAUUCCGACCUGGACAACACCGACUCAUCUUCCAGAUUCUAUUAGGUCGCCUGUAUGUCCAGGUUCCUGUUACUUACUCCAAGCCCCCGUCGCAGCCGGACUGGGGGGCCUACUACCAGCAGUCCCCUAGUGCGGGGGGGACCGCGGGGGGGACCAUGGAGGUGACCUUGUGCACCCCGGCCUCUGCCCCCGUGGGCCUGUAUAAGGUGCGGCUGCACGUGCUGUCCCACCUCUACCACCGAGUCUACAUCGUGGGGGAGAUCAGCCUGCUCUGCAACCCCUGGUGCCAAGAUGACGCCGUGUACCUGCCCCUGGACAGCCAGAAAGAGGAGUAUGUCCUGAACGACUUUGGUUUGUUGUACGUGGGAACACCUGGAAACGUAGCGUCCAGACCAUGGUCUUUUGACCAGUAUGAGUCAGAGAUCCUGCAGGUGUGUAUGGGGCUGCUGGAGGUGAGCCCUCAGCAUCAGCAGGACUGGAAGGAGGACUACCUGAACCGCUCUGACCCCGUCUACAUCAGCCGAGUAGUGACCGCCAUGAUUAACUCUCAGGAUGACCUGGGCGUUCUGAUGGGCAAGUGGUCUGGCAGCUAUGAUAACGGCAUGCACCCCACCAAGUGGUCGGGCAGUGGGGACAUCCUCAGGCAGUGGGCCAAAAGCAACUUCCGCCCGGUCAAGUACGGCCAGUGCUGGGUGUUUGCUGCCGUCAUGUGCACUGUAAUGCGGGUGCUGGGAAUCCCAUGUCGAGUGGUGACCAACUUCAACUCGGCCCAUGACACCAAUGCCAACCUGGUUAUUGAGGAAUACUACACCAUCAUGGGGGAGAAGCUGCCUGCCAGUAAGGACAGUAUCUGGAACUUCCACGUGUGGGUGGAGAGCUGGAUGAGGCGUGUGGAUCUGGGGAUGGGCUUUGACGGAUGGCAGGUGCUGGACCCAACCCCUCAGGAGAGGAGUGAUGGUAUAUUCCGGUGCGGCCCGGCGCCCGUGAGGGCCGUGCGCGACAAGCAGCUGAGCAUGGCGUACGACGUGCCGUUCGUCUUCGCCGAGAUGAACGCGGAGGUGCACACCUUCAUCGUGAGGAACGGCGAGUCCUUCCUGGUGGACACGGACUCGGACAGGGUCGGGGCACUCAUCUGCACCAAGGCCAUCGGCUCCAGCACCGCGAAAGACAUCACCGCCACAUACAAGGCUAAGGAGGAGGAGCAUGAACUUGAGCCCUUUCGGACCUCAAGAUCAAGAGGUCCCUCGCCAACACCGCAAGCCAUGCCCAUGAGCAUAAACACCGGUUGUUCUCAAUGCAGCUUCGGCGUGUCCCUGAAGUUCCACCACGUGCCCAAAGUGGGCGAUGACAUCCUCUUCACGGUGGUGGUAACCAAUCAGACGGGCGAGGUCAGGAGGCUGAGGGAGCAUGUCAACGCCCAGGUGAAGGAGUACAGCAACAGCCCAGCAGACACCUUCUGGCAGGACCACAGGGUCAUGGAGGUCGGCCCCCACCAAACUCUGGAGAUACCUCACCAGAUUCCUGAGCAUUUAUGUGCGUUCCUGACUGAGGACAACCUUGUGAACCUGGCUGUGGUGAUUGAGGAUGAAAGUAGCCAGGAGAGAGUGCUAGCCUACGAGGAGUUCAACCUCAUUAGCCCUGAGAUAGUCAUUGAGGUACAAAAUGAAGAGAACGUGCAGCUCCACAAGGAGCAUCAGGCCCAGCUGGUGUUCAGCAACCCGUUCAAGAUGCCCAUCGCUGGGGUGCUCAGCGUGGCAGGCUCAAGCCUCCUGGAGAGCCCGGUCCAAAUCAGGAUUCUCGCACUUCAGCCGGGUGAGACGAUGAAGAAGUCUAUCAGCUUCACCCCCAAGAGGAUGGGCCUCAAGAUGUUGCACUCCAGCCUGACUCUCAGCAACAUGGCCAUGGUCAUCCGCGGCUUCAAGACCAUCAAAGUCCAAGCUCAUCAGUAACUUGAGUUUAGCGUAUGGGUUUUUGCAGUAUGAAUGAGUGUAUUCUCAAGAGUGCACUACAGUGCGCCACUUUCCUAAUGAUGUUUUUUUGUGAUGAUUUAUGUUUUCUGGUAUAGCAUAAUGUGAAUGCAUCUCCCCAAAGCAGCACUUGAAGGUACAUCUGUUUUAUUUCUGGUAGUUAUUGUAGAAAGUAGAUGUACCUACUGCCACUUUUUUUGAACUAUUUAAACUAUUUAAUUUUGUAAAGAUGUGAUUUUUACAGUUGUAUUUAUGAAUUUUGUACUCUAAAUAAAAUUCAGAUAUUAAAUAA
Molecule: messenger RNA, 2483 nt
Organism: Engraulis encrasicolus (European anchovy)
Lineage: Eukaryota; Metazoa; Chordata; Actinopteri; Clupeiformes; Engraulidae
Gene: tgm5l
Product: transglutaminase 5, like
Exons: 15
Coding region: 83-2173 (696 amino acids)
Biological process (GO): peptide cross-linking
Molecular function (GO): protein-glutamine gamma-glutamyltransferase activity
Source: RefSeq, a predicted model, not a curated record